CGCUGUGCUCGGAGGACCGGAAGUCCAGGGGCCCCGGCCUGGAGACACGUGGUGUAGUGUGUCUGUAAUUAAGCGACGGCGUUGGAGACAAGAAGAGCAGCAACAUGAAGCCAGGAUUUUCUCCACGUGGCGGUGGGAGGGGUGGCUUUGGAGACCGCGGGGGGCGAGGAGGACGAGGGCGUGGAGGCGGUUUCGGAGGACGAGGCGGCUUUGGUGACCGAGGAGGGAGAGGAGGAGGUCGAGGUGCUGGUUUCCGGUCACCAGGAGGCCGGGGUGGAGGUGGUGGCAGGGGAGGAGGAAGAGGUGGCAGGGGAGGAAGAGGUGGGUUCCGUGGUGGAGCCAAGGUGACAGUGGAACCACACAGACACGAGGGGGUGUUUAUCUGCCGUGGCAAAGAAGACGCACUGGUGACGAGGAACCUGGUUCCAGGGGAGUCCGUGUAUGGGGAGAAGAGAAUUGGGGUUGAGGAAGCAGACACCAAGAUUGAGUACAGAGCCUGGAACCCAUUUCGAUCGAAACUCGCCGCUGCGAUCCUUGGUGGCAUUGACCAGAUUCACAUCAAGCCAGGAGCCAAAGUGCUGUACCUGGGAGCAGCAUCUGGCACCACUGUUUCCCAUGUGUCAGAUAUUGUGGGACCUGAAGGCUUGGUCUACGCAGUUGAGUUCUCUCACCGGUCUGGCCGUGAUCUCAUCAAUGUGGCUAAGAAACGGACGAACAUCAUCCCUAUUAUUGAGGAUGCCAGGCACCCACACAAGUACCGCAUGCUCCUCGGUAAGUUGGGUCUGCAAACUGCUUUGUCACCGGGAGCUGGAUCCAAGUGCUGUGUUUGCUCGAGUUAA
Messenger RNA from Stegostoma tigrinum, 839 nucleotides. RefSeq names its product fibrillarin (gene fbl). Gene Ontology annotation, biological process: rRNA methylation; box C/D sno(s)RNA 3'-end processing. Gene Ontology annotation, cellular component: Cajal body; nucleolus; small-subunit processome. The transcript is spliced from 6 exons. Lineage: Eukaryota; Metazoa; Chordata; Chondrichthyes; Orectolobiformes; Stegostomatidae. The coding region runs from base 105 to 839 and encodes 244 amino acids. Gene Ontology annotation, molecular function: RNA binding; histone H2AQ104 methyltransferase activity; rRNA methyltransferase activity. The record is from RefSeq and is a predicted model, not a curated record.